AUGCUGGACAGUGCAUCCUCUGGGCGCAAUGCCCGGCACCAUCAACAUCAACAGCCUCCACCAAUCAUCCCACCCUCCCCGACGUUAUCGAACCCAGAUAUGAUCCUGCCAUUCGACGUAGGCGAGCGCGAGUCCUCCACUCCGUCUCCGCCAUUCAACUUACCCUCCUUGUCCCAUCUCCAAGCAUUCUACGAGAAUAAACCACUGCCAAGUUUACCCGGCACCGAUAGUUCGCACGGCGCACCGUAUCCUCCCUCCAUCCGGCCGCAGAAGAAGAACUUUCCGCGACACACGUGGCUGCAGGAUAGUCGUGACGCGAGCCGUCGUCUUUCAGAUAUCGGGGAGGAAGAUGCCGGGUCGUCGCCGCACAAGGGGGGAGGUUCUGGGAACUUGGGUCUGGCGUCGCGUGGUUCCGCACCUAAAUUGGCCAGUUCUCCUGUGUUAUAUGAGCAGGGGGAGAAGGAGACGAGAGACCACAAGGCGUGGAGUAGCUCGUCUGGGUCAACAGUCGGCGCUGUGAGCGAGUUGUCGCUGCGGGAAGUGACGAAGAACGAUUCGGAUGGGUCUGGAGCUUUGACAAGCGAGGAAGUUCAGGGCGUAACGUCGGUUGCCGAGGAGAAGGGACCCGACGAUGAGUUCUCAUCGGCUAUUUUGGAAAGUGAAGCGGAGCGCAUCCUCGAAAAUGCCAAGAAAAAGCUAACGCUCAUGGAAGGAAACCUCUCCCGGGCCCGAUCGUCGAUGCGGUCGUCGCCCUCGCUUUCAUCCUCACCAUCGCCAUCGGCUGGCACUCAGCCAUUGGGACUCGGACAGCCCGUUGGGGGUUUAUAUCAGUCAAUCUCCCGAGCGGACCGCAGGGCUUCGGCUCUGCGCCCUCGGGCAACAUACACCUCGUCGCAAGAUUCGGCCAACAACAGACAUUCGCGGGUUUACAGUGAAACCAACCUACCGUCAACAGCGCCGUCCAACCCUCCGUCUACCGGGCCUAGUCUGUCACGAUCCUUGAGUGCCAUGGGGUCGAGCACUUCCUCCAAUUUUCACAAUGAUGAACGGUCGUUUCACUAUGAGGCAACCCGAGCUUAUCUCACUCACCGCGCCUCUGUGUCAUCAAUGCAGCCACCGGCGGCGAUUCAACGCGCACACUCUGUCAAACAGAGUGGGAGCAACUCUGAGACGCCGAAGGGACUGGGUAUAACAAGCCCUGACGUGGACUCUGACAAAACUCACAAAUAUGAAGAAUUCAACUCUGCUCAUCCCUCUCACGACCCUCCCUCUCGCGCACAGUCACAGCUUCAAGUACGAGAUCUCCAGGAUCAGAUGAAGGGGCUUCACAUCAAGAUUUCCAGUCUGAAGGUCAAAGCUCAAGAGGACAAUCUCCGGCGGCGAAGCCUGCAGAGCUUGAGAACGCCAAGUCCGUUCACCGAGGGGGACCAAUGGUAUCCGAGCGCGUUGGAGCUCAAGAACAGCAAUGGCAGUCUUCGGUCGAACAUGGGACGUGGGCGUACUGCCGAGGCUCAGGAACACCAGCACCACCAGGAACGUCAGGAACGAGAGACCGUAGGAAAUGGAUGGGCGUAUGACCGGAGAGACCAUCAAACCGAGCAACCAGAAGCAAAGCUUCGGCGAAAGCCUAGUGCUGCUUCUCAUACCGUUUCGCAUACGGAUCACGACGACAGGAAAUCGAUCAAUGAGAGUCUCUAUGAGGAUGCAGAGGAGGGAGAAUACGACAUGGACGGCUCCUCGUACUGGGACAUUGACCGUGAAGCUUUGGAGGAGAUACUUCGCGAGCCCCUGGACGACGAGGACUUGGAAGAGUCUUUGGAGGCCUUUCCAGCUGUGCCUCAGCAUACCGAAAUGACACCACACGAGGAGCGCGAGGACGCGUUUGACUAUGAGCACUUCAUUCUUCACAGCGCCUUGGGCAACUACUCGCAGAGCAGACUGCGCCGCACGAGCAAUGUAUCGACCUCGUCUGUUGAAACCACACGGCCCUUCCACGAAGCUUCUGGGACUCGCCAUUCACGGUCUGACAGUACGGCCUCCUUGUCCACCAUUGCAACGUUUGCCACAGCGACAGAGGGCGAGGACGAUCUUGAGAGUGUUCUCUACUGGGACAGGAAGUUCAACGACGAACUGCGGACCCAUCAACACUAUACUGAGCCUGCAGCCAGUCACAAAGAGACCGAUUCGGGAUCCAUGGGGACGCCGCGUGCAUCACGAAAGCAGGCAAGCCACAGCGGGACGGCGAAUGGAAGUGCGGACGUCUCGUCGAGAACCUUUUCUCCUGUUCAGCGGUCAGAUUCGGCCACGAGCUCCCUCGUCUCCUCGCUCGUGUCGACAGUGCGGGCUGCGUCAAGCCCUCAUCCGAAUACAGAAAACGGGAAAUCCGGUCUCAAUAACGACGAUACUCGGCUCUUGGAGCAGGUGUUCCGAAGCCUGGGGAAGGUCUGCCUGGACCUGCAGACGAUCACUGCCUCUGCCGAGCCUGAUCCGAAGAGGGUGCGGGUCUUGCGACGGCGAUUAGAUGCGGCUCGGAGAGUGUUGGAUGGCGAGCUUGACGCUUGA
Aspergillus thermomutatus is the source of this 2562-nucleotide messenger RNA. RefSeq lists its product as uncharacterized. NCBI's taxonomy places the organism in Eukaryota, Fungi, Ascomycota, Eurotiomycetes, Eurotiales, Aspergillaceae. The transcript has 3 exons. The record is from RefSeq and is a predicted model, not a curated record. Bases 1 to 2562 code for a protein of 853 amino acids.